GGGGGCUGCCAACACAUUCGGACACGUCUGUUCAUGGAGACAAUAUAACCCAGCGCAUUGUGUUGAACCAUACCAAUAUUAUUCUGACCAUCAUCGACUUCAUCAGCAUCAACAUCAUCACCCAAGAUGGGCUCCCAUCAGAAGGUCAACCAUGGUGAUAAACCCAUCCUCCUCUUCACCAGCAUCCCAGCAACUGGCCACAUAACUCCCACCCUCCGCAUAGCUUCCGCCCUCCAUGCUCGCGGCUGGCCCGUCUUCUACCUUGGCCCUACUGCCCACAAGGCCACCAUAUCCGCCACCGGAGUCCAAUUUCUCCCCUUUCUCGACGACGCAGACUUCAACGACUUGACGUACUUCGCCCCCAAGGGGGAGGGGGCCAUCACCGAAAAAGAUGCAGUGGUCCAAGGUACUACUUCUGAACCAACCUGGCGCGACCGCGUCUUCAGCGACUUCCGCGAGUUUUUCAUCUCCCCCAUUCCGGCUCGGCACCGCUCCCUCUGUGCCGCCUUGACCCACAUCCACCAGCUUUUCCCCCCUUCUUCUGCUCGAGUGGUAGUAGUAGCAGAAGCAACGUCCAACUUCCUCCUCCCUCUCUUCCACGGGGCCCCCCUCCCUCCUUCCAUUCCCAAGCCAAUCGGCUCCAUUGCUCUAAGCGUCAUGAUCCCUGCCCUCCGGUCUGCGCACAUCCCACCAUUGGUCUCUGAACCGAUAGAGUUUGAUACUACUCCUGCUUACCGAGAACGGGUCGCCAAGAUAUGGAGGGACUGGGAGAUGGAAACAAGGGGUCUAAAAGAGUUGCUGGUGGAGAAAGUGGAACAAGCAGGCGGCAAGGACUUUGCCAAAGCCAUGGAGACACGCGAAAGGGAAAAGGGUCGCGAAAGCUGGGCAUUGCUUAGCGGGGAGUGUUUUGUCGGGUAUGAUCACGUUUGUCAGAUUGGUGUUGAGAGUUGGUUUUACAAGACGGAAGAGGGGUGGCCGGCGAAUUGGCGGUUUGUAGGUGCGGUGCCCAAGUCGGUUCGUGUUCUUGAGGAAGCAAAGCAAGCCUUGGUGGAUGAGGUCAAGCUGGCGAGGGAGAAGGAAGGAAAGAAAGUGGUCGUGGUAGCGCAGGGAACCGUGGAGAUUGACCCGAGGCAUCUUAUCCUUCCAACCAUUCAAGCUUUGGGUGGACGAGAAGAAGACACCCUGGUGGUGGCCAUCUUGGGACACCGCGGCCGAACACUACCAAAGGACGUGGUAGUGCCCGCCAACGCAAAGGUGGUCGACUACCUCGCCUACGACGCCAUCCUCCCCCACGCCGACGUCUUCGUGAGCAACGCCGGCUACGGUGCGGUGAUGCACGGCAUUGGUCACGGGGUGCCGAUGGUUGUCGCGGGAGAAGAACAGGACAAGAAGGAGAACGUUGUGCGGGUGCAGUGGCGUGGACAUGGGAUUAAACUGAACAAGUCGUGGAGAGACGACAAGGAGUAUGUGAAGGAGUUAGCAGAAGCUGUUGGGAAAAUCAUGGACGAGGAGGAGGGGAGGGAAGUAAGAAAACGGGCCAUGGAACUGAAGGAGGAAGCGGACAGCAUCGAUUGCAUCAUGACCGUCGAGGAGUGCCUAUCCCCCUACUUGUAAUCCAUUAGUACAACCCAA
Molecule: messenger RNA, 1632 nt
Organism: Neurospora hispaniola
Lineage: Eukaryota; Fungi; Ascomycota; Sordariomycetes; Sordariales; Sordariaceae
Product: UDP-Glycosyltransferase/glycogen phosphorylase
Exons: 1
Coding region: 127-1614 (495 amino acids)
Molecular function (GO): UDP-glycosyltransferase activity
Source: RefSeq, a predicted model, not a curated record